CAAACAAACACGCCCUCCAACCCUCAAAACCCUUCUUCUCUUUACUUCUCUCUCUAAAAAUCCAAACAAACUCUCUCUUUUCCUCACUUAUCUCUCUACAAUGGAAGACGACGACGAGUUUGGAGAUCUCUACACUGACGUCUUACGUCCAUUCUCUUCGUCUCUAUCCUCUGCUCCCCAACCUCUCUCCGCAACCUCUUCUCUCCACCGUCCGAUCGAUCUCAACGACGCAAUCAAGGACGAUGACGACGAUAUCCUCCACGUUGUUUCCCACCGUAACCCCUCUGCUCCCUCCAACCAAAAUCCAAUCGAAAUCACCGCCUUUUCAGCUCCUCAAGUUAGGGUUUUGGGAGAUGCAGAAUCUCCGAUUAAAGGUUCGAUUGCCGAGGACAGAGAUUUAAAUUUUGAUAUCGAGGAUGUUAAUACUGGGAUUCUUGAAGAUUCGCGACCGAUUAUACCUGGAUUGAUGGAGGAUGAUUCUACAAAGAUUGAAGCUUCUGCUGUGGUCAGUGGCGGCGGCGGCGGCGGAGGGGAUUGGGAGGAGGACGAGGAGAGUGACAGCGAGGAUGAUUUGCAGAUAGUGUUGAAUGAUAAUAGUCAUCCUGGUGGGCCCAUGGGGAUUGACAGAGAGAUUGGUGAUGACGACGAUGAUGAUGAGGAUGGGGACCCGCUUGUGAUUGUUACGGAUGGGGAUGGACCGAAUCAAGCCAUCGAGGAGAAGGAUUGGGGUGGCGGCGAGGAUGGGGUUGCUGCUGUAGGAGGUGGGGCGGAAGGGGAGAGGAAGGAAGGAGGAGAGGCGACAGGGAAAGGGAAUGCAGUGGUGGGACCGAAGAUUGGGUAUAACAAUCAUGGGUAUCAUCAUCAUCCGUUUCAUUCUCAGUUUAAGUAUGUGAGACCUGGGGCAGCUCUGAUGCCUGCAGCUCCUAUUGUUGGUCCUGGAGGAACUCCAGGUCAAGUUCGUCCUCCCAUGAACAUGAGUACUAUAGCUGGUCGUGGUAGAGGUGACUGGCGACCAGUAGGAAUAAAAGGUGGUCCUCAAAAGAACUUCCAUCCAGGAUUUGGAGGCCCUGCUUGGGGUGCAGGGCGGGGUUUUGGCAGUGGACUGGAAUUCAUGCUUCCUUCCCACAAGAUGAUAUUUGAUGUUGACAUUGAUGGCUUUGAAGAAAAGCCAUGGAAAUAUUCGGGUGUGGACGUAUCAGACUAUUUCAACUUUGGUUUGAAUGAAGAGAGCUGGAAAGAUUAUUGCAAACAGCUGGAACAAUAUCGACUGGAGACUACAAUGCAAAGCAAAAUUCGUGUUUAUGAAAGUGGGCGGGCAGAGCAGGAGUUUGAUCCUGAUUUGCCACCGGAAUUAGCAGCAGCAACAGGUUUCCGUGAUGCUCCAGCUGACAAUUCAAAUGCUGGAAAGUCAGACAACGCACAGAGUGAUUGGACUAAAGGAUCUGCUCGUUUCCGGGCCCAAAUACCAACUGGCAGAGCAAUACAAGUUGAAACUGGUCAUGGUGAACGCAUCCCUUCCAUUGAAGGCCGAGCUCCUCGACUUCGUGAUUCUGAUGCAAUUAUUGAGAUUAUCUGCCAGGACUCUCUAGAUGAUUCCUCCACAGGAGAUGGUGUCCAGGAUGCAGCAAAUGAUGAACCUCAAAGAGAUGACUUUAGAGGAAGCGAUGUAGCCGAAGAUGACAUGGCGGAGACAGAAAAUGAAUAUGCUGGUGAUUUUCCACAGGCUUACAAUGAUCGAAAGGGUGGGAGAACACCUCACAUGAAUUCUGCCCGCAACAUGCCUGAGGGAGAUGGGGUUUCGCCCUUCCAUCCCGAAGCAACAGCUCCAUACCCCCAUGCUGGUUCUAGGGGUCACCCUCCUUCGUACCCUGGUAGGGACUUUGGCACUCCUCGUGAGGAAAGGCAAAUGCAGGGAAGAUCCCGUGACAGAUCACCUCAUUUAACUCCUGCUCAAAGCUCAUGUGACAAGAAAUUUGUUGAUAACGCGGAGGAAGAAUCAACUGAAAGUAUGGUUGGUAAACACAGUCUGCGGGUAUCAUCUCCCAUCACAGUUCAGGAUGCAAGAGAGUUGAGUUCUGAGAAAAAAGAUGAUCCUGAGCCUUUGCAAGCUGAAGGAAGCUCUAGAUUGGGAAGGGAUGAAAUGAGUGAGAAUGAAGAAACCACUAAUGAUACUCCCAAGGAUGGAAAUAUGCACCAUUCUACUAGGAAACAAAAAGUAAGUUCUCAUGUAGAACAGCCUGCAUUGCAACAGCUUGAUGAUGAGGAAGACUCAAAGGCUGCAAGAAGCAGUGAAAAUAGCAAAGCAAGAUCAGGCAGUAGCAAAGAUUAUCAAAAAUGGAAGGAUGGUGUUGAGGAGGAGGUUGUUCAAGGUGGACGUUCUACACGCUCAGGUAGCAUCAGAAGGCACCUUGAUGAAAAUGAACAGAAUUUUCGGAGAAAGGAUCGUGAUGUGAGACACGAGAUGGAAAGAAGUCGUGUCAUAAUAAGAGGGAGGGAGGAUUCUUAUCCUCGCAGAGACUUGGAUCCUAGCUUGCCCCAUCAUUUGCAUAUGAAACAUGAGGGCUAUGAUAGGAGAAAGGAGCGAGAAAAUUCUGACAUCUCUUGGCAACAAAGAGAUGAAGAUCCACAUAGUAGCAAACAUAGAACUGAAGACAGGAAGAGGGAACUUGGAGAUGAAAUGGGAUCUAGGCACCGGAGUAAGAUUCGGGAGACUGAGAGGAGCGACAAAGAUGAACAUCUUCAUCCAAGAAAACAGUUAGAGAAUGGCAGCUACAGGAUUCAUCAUGACAAGGAUGGUAGUUCACAACACAGGGAAAGAGAUGACAGUUUGAAGAGUAGAUUUGAAAUGGUAGAUGACUACCACAGCAAACGGAGGAAAGAUGAGGAAUAUAUGAAAAGAGAAUAUGCUGAUAAGGAGGAGAUCCUGCAUGGCCACAGAGAAAAUACCAGUCGCCGCAGGCGUGAAAGAGACGAUCAGCAAUGGAUUAGAGACAAUCUUGAUGACUAUCACUCUGUUAGGCAUAAAGAUGAGGUCUGGUUCCAAAGAGAGAGGGGUGAGAGGCCGAGGGAAAGGGAGGAUUUGUAUAGGCUAAAACAAUCCAAUGAAGAAAACUUACCAAGACGGGAGAGAGAAGAAGGACGAGCUUCUGCGAGGAGUGGGCGUGGUGUGGAUGACAAAGCAUGGGCUGGCCAUCCUAGGGGGAAAGAUGAAUAUAAAGUUUCUGAUAAAGACUACCAACUUAAAGAUGCUGUUCGAAGCAGUGAACACCAGAAAAGAAGGGACCGAAUGGAGGAUGAAAGUCUUUCACAUCAUAGGGUGCGGGAUGAUGUUUAUGCACGAGGAAAUCAGUUUAGUAGUGAUGAGAGAAGAUCCAGGCAGGAAAGGUCAAGCACUCGCAUCGAUCGGACUCUGGAUACUUCUGAUAACCAGAGGGUGCAUGAGAAGAAGCAUAAAGAAAACACAAGGAAGAACAAAGAAUCUGAUGGUGGAGAUCAUGGCACUUUGGGCCCUUCCAGAAGAAACCAAGAAGACCAGAGUGGUCACAGUGAUGAAAUGAUUUUAAAACGCUCUCGUGCGCCAGGAAAUGGAGACGCUGGGAUCUCGAUCCAACGGAACUCUUCCAAAAGGCACAAGGAAGAUGCUUCCUCAGAUGAUGAACAAGAAGAUUUAAGGAGAGGACGCUCAAAAUUGGAACGUUGGACAAGCCAUAAAGAGAGGGAUUACAACAUCAGCAAGUCAUCAGCUUCCUUAAAGUUUAAAGAGAUUCAUAGGAAUAGCAAUAGCAAUGGCAGAUCCUUAGAAGGCAGUAAACUUCCCAACGAACUUCCCAAGAAAGUUGAGGUUGUUGAGAAGCGUACCAAAGUCGAGACUGUUGAGAAACAUCCUGUGAGCGAAGAGAAAGAUGUUGCUGAAGUGGUAAAUAAGGAUACUGAUAUGAAGCCAUCAGAGGACCGGCACCUGGACACGGUUGAGAAGUUGAAGAAGCGGAGCGAGAGGUUCAAGCUUCCGAUGCCAGGUGAGAAAGAUGCCCUUGCAAUAAAAAAGAUGGAGAAUGAGGCACUACCUUCUGUCAAACCCGAGACCCCUGCAGAUUCAGAGAUUAAACCAGAGCGGCCUCCUCGAAAACGAAGGUGGAUCAGCAAUUGAAAGCGAAGUUUGAGAAUACAUGUUCAAGUGCAUUGCUUUAUUAAUUUUGAGGGCCUUGUUUAAUCACCUUGAAGAUCCUGUCAUGAUGUCAUCUGCCAGUGAUUUAAGAUGGCUUCCAGGGAUGGCCAUGUGCUCUGCGACUCUGCUAAAAUCUCUGUAACCAUGUUUUGGUUCCAUACUUAUUUGACAUUUAUGUGUACAUACUGAUAGAUGUAACCUUAAACUGGUCACUCACUGAUACUGGCCCACGAAUUACUUUAUAGUAUCAAUUUGAACUGCAUUACUCAGAUUUAACCUGCAGCGGGGUGAGGGUCAAAUACCAGAUCCACAAAUGCUGUUAACACGAUGGCCCUUGCGGAAGCCAUUGCCCUUGAGACGAGGCACUAGUUCAAUGUUGGGAAUCUUCUGGAUAUGGCUAUGGGCUUGAAAGAAAUUUGUAUGGAGCACUGGGGCAGCACUUUUGUAUGCUGGUAGGGAUUUUCACGAACUGGUGAUAUUACUAUUAUCUGCAUCUUGUAUGUUGAUUAAUCAUUCCCAGCCUUUCUAUUUGGGGGCAGGAACUGGGAAUGCGAUCAGAGAUCCGUUUUUGUAUUAUAGGAAUUGAGUUAUAGGAGAUGAUCAUCAAAGGAGAAGAGAAAUAAAAUAUGAGUGGAUGUCUUCACCUUUAA
This is a messenger RNA of Populus trichocarpa (black cottonwood), 4815 nucleotides long. RefSeq names its product FIP1[V]-like protein. The record is from RefSeq and is a predicted model, not a curated record. Bases 101 to 4147 code for a protein of 1348 amino acids. Gene Ontology annotation, biological process: mRNA processing. The transcript is spliced from 9 exons. NCBI's taxonomy places the organism in Eukaryota, Viridiplantae, Streptophyta, Magnoliopsida, Malpighiales, Salicaceae.